Messenger RNA from Ziziphus jujuba (common jujube), 1325 nucleotides. RefSeq lists its product as uncharacterized. The record is from RefSeq and is a predicted model, not a curated record. The transcript has 11 exons. Lineage: Eukaryota; Viridiplantae; Streptophyta; Magnoliopsida; Rosales; Rhamnaceae. Bases 224 to 1180 code for a protein of 318 amino acids. Gene Ontology annotation, biological process: intracellular protein transport. Gene Ontology annotation, cellular component: endosome.
AAAAUCAGAAAGGAGAAGGAGAAACCGACACCAGAGCCAGUCUCGCUUCCCUUUGUCACGUGCUCUGCACGCUCAGUUCGUCGAUUUCUAAUUUUCAAGGUGGGUUUAUCAGGCUAAACCAACAACAGGGAAAGAGUGGCAUGAGAAUCAUCGUCGAGAUUUGAAAUUCUGAGGAAGUUAAGUGGCAGAAGCUUGAAGCUGAUUUGAGCUUCAUUGAUUGGGAAUGGCGAUUGAGCUCAAGCUUUCCCGAACGAGUCGCGUGUAUCGCCCUUCUGAAGCUGUUGAAGGCAAAAUCAUUGUCAAGUCUAAUUCUUCAAUUUCCCAUUAUGGAAUACGUCUCAAUGUCAAUGGAUCCGUCAACUUGCAGGUUCGUGGAGGACCACUAGGGGCUGUCGAAUCUCUUUAUGGUGUUGUCAAGCCUAUCCCCAUUGUCAGGAAUAAGACUGUUGAGGUUAAACCUUCUGGGACGAUCAGUUCAGGUACAACAGAGAUACCGUUUUCUGUGAUUCUCCGGAAGCAAGGAGAAGAAAACUUAGAAAAAUUUUAUGAGACCUUCCAUGGAGCCAAUAUUAGUAUUCAGUAUUUGUUAACUGUAGAUAUAAUGAGAGGAUACCUCCACAGAUCAUUAUCUUCUACAGUGGAAUUCAUAGUUGAAAGUGAUAAAGGUGAUCUUCUUGAGCGGCCAAUUUCUCCUGAGGUGAUAUUAUUUUACAUUACUCAGGACACUCAAAGACAUCCUCUACUUCCUGAAUUGAAAUCAGGAGGAUUUCGAGUGACAGGAAGAAUGACCACGGAAUGUGUUAUAACAGAUGCCAUUAGUGGUGAACUCACAGUAGAAGCAUCUGCGGUUCCCAUCGGUUCCAUUGAUAUACUCUUAUUUUGUGUAGAGUCAAUUCUUCUCGGGGAGAGAAUUGCGACUAAAACAUCUCUUAUUCAGACUACCCAGAUAGCAGAUGGAGAUGUUUGUCGGAAUAUGACACUGCCCAUUUAUGUUAUACUCCCCCGCCUUUUAACUUGUCCAACAAUUUUCGCCGGCCCAUUUUCAAUUGAAUUCAAAGUUUCAAUAGUGAUAAACUUUCAAUCAAAACUGUCCAAGUUACAUUCGAAAUCUGAUCCUGGAACUCCUAGAUUGUGGUCGGCGAUGGAAACUUUACCACUUGAACUGGUUCGAGCAAAGUGAGAUGUAGUGCAAGAAUGGGAGAUGAAUGGAUGUGAAUUCUUGAAAGAGUGUUUUUGUUUUUAGGCAAUGCAAAUUCAUUGUCAAUAAAUGUAACUUCUGCAGUGUUUUCUUAUGUACUAUGCUUUAUAAAUUUAUGUUCUCAUUA